Messenger RNA from Cantharellus anzutake, 1297 nucleotides. RefSeq lists its product as uncharacterized. Bases 267 to 956 code for a protein of 229 amino acids. NCBI's taxonomy places the organism in Eukaryota, Fungi, Basidiomycota, Agaricomycetes, Cantharellales, Hydnaceae. The record is from RefSeq and is a predicted model, not a curated record. The transcript is spliced from 2 exons.
CGAACCAAAUAACUAUCAACGACAGCGACAAUGCUAAAAAAUUACUUACAAGGGAACGUAGUAAACACAAGUGGUUUUUUUGGAUUUCGCUAUCGGCCCCAGAUAGCGUAGUUAACAUUCCAUCGCCAACAGAAGGGUAUUUCAAUAUUUGUUGUCCUGCUUUGGCAGUAGUUAGGACAGUACUGCCUUAUAUGUCGAUGUGUGGUCGAGGGCGGUUCAACUCUCUCCUCUCUGCCCACAACGCCCUCUGCGAUUGCUGAUACACGAUGUUUGAUCGACUUAAGUUUUCUAACAGAGGACACUCUCCUGCGCCUCCCGGUGGCUCUUCGCGACCCUCGACCUCUGUUCCCAGCCUUCAGAUCACUACUCCUCCCAUUGAAAGCGUUGCAACAACUAGCACAGAUCGCGGUGGAUCUGAUAGAUCCGGUCUUAAGCCUCUGACUACUACCGGCGGUAGUUCUCGAGGCCGGAAGCAGCGGUGGUCUGUUCGGCACACUAUAGCUAAGCUGUUGAGCAGAAGUCCCGGUCCCGAUCCCACUGAUAUCGACCAAUCGAAGCCCUCCGAUCACAGACAAUCUUCCCCUUCUACGCCUGACCCACCACCCCCUAAUUUAUCGCCAUCUCCCGUUCUCCCUGAGGGGGCCAUCGAUAUCCCUCACAUGAUGCCCCACGAACCCAUCAUCCAUAACAACACUGAGACACCCCACCCACCACCAGGACGCACAAGCGUGAACUCAGAUGCCCCAUCGUCAACAGAUCGGACACCGUCAUCUUCAGCUGUCCCUGCUGGUGACGGAAAGAAAACAAUCAUCGCCGCCACAAAGCUCGUCCUUCAAACUGCCGCCUCUGCCCUUAAGUUCGCCCCUAUUCCAAACGUCGAUCAGAUACCAAGUAUACUUCUGAAAUGGCUCCAAGUUUACGAGGUUCGCAGGUGUUGUUGCGAUUUUGCGAUCUAAUGAUAUAACCUCCAUGUUUUCAUGCAGACCAUCGACGACAACGACGAAAAUCUCAAGGGAUUAGACGAUGAAGUUCGAAAGGCUCACGAAACGAUUUUCAGGCCAGUCCAGUUGUGGACUGGCCAAGUUCCUCUCGAAAUAAGUGAACUGAUUGAACGAUUUAACUCAGCUCUAAAACAACAAUUAAAGCAAAUCGAGGCACUCAAACGUCAAAAGCUUGCCAAGAGGGUAAUUUUAGCGACUGAGAUAACGCAAGAAAUAAGCGCCGUACAGUCGUGCAUCCGUGAUGCUAUCUCCCACUUUUCGGUUCGUCUCGUUUAUGUUCAAGCCAUUAGAAGAUU